Penaeus chinensis is the source of this 885-nucleotide messenger RNA. RefSeq lists its product as uncharacterized. The record is from RefSeq and is a predicted model, not a curated record. The transcript has 6 exons. Bases 18 to 551 code for a protein of 177 amino acids. NCBI's taxonomy places the organism in Eukaryota, Metazoa, Arthropoda, Malacostraca, Decapoda, Penaeidae.
GUGUAGGUUAGCCUUGGAUGACACCGCUGAAGCAGGUUGGCGCCCACCCAGUAGCUCUUACGUCCUCUCGGGCAGUGGACGCAUCUUCUUGUGCUGUGCUUGGUGUAGGUGUAACCAUGAAGAUUCUAAUUGCAAUGCUGGCAACUGCAAUGUUGGCUGGACCAAUCUGCUCACAGAACUGGGAAGUCAUCAUGAAGCACAAGAGACAAAAUCCCCUGUUAGCUGUUCUUGGUGGAUUUAGUCGCAGAAUGGCCAAGGCGAACAACGGUGCUUUCCUCUUCCAGAAUAUUCAACACGGCGGAGGACCUCAGACCCAGGAUGUACUGCAAGAAUCCAGUAACAACGACACAGUGCACCAGGAGGUUAUGCAGAAUCCCUCGCUUUAUGUCGGAGGAAACGGCGCUAAGCCCCUCCAGAGUCAACGAGUCCACCAACAGGCUUCCGGCCAUUACGUAGUUCAGAACGUGGUCCAGGGGCCUUCCAUCCAUAUCCCGAACUUCAAACUACCAGACGUUCACUUUAACCAUCACCACGGCAAGUGCAGCGAUUAACAGGCGAUCCUUAGGCACAAGGAAAACAGCGAAAGGAAGAAACGGUGGGCGAAGAUAGGCGAGGACGAGUGAUAGAUAGAUUUUGAAUAUUUUUGUUUUUAUCAUUAUUUGUUUAUUUUAUAUUUAGAGUUAUUAUAAGCAUUAUUACUAUUAUUAUUAUUAUUAUUUAUGUUAUUAUUAUUACUACUAUUAGAAGUAGUAGUAUCCUUAUUAGUAGUAGUAGUAUUACUAUUACCAUUAUUAUCAGCGUUACUAUUGUUUCCAUUACAUUAUAUAUUUUACAUAUGUAACUUCAAUAUAUUAUUUUUUCUACUUAUAAACUGCAACAACUGUG